AGUGACGUUUGAAAGCAUUUGGUGGUCGGUCUGGUAAUACUGACCCGAGCCGAUAGGUGGCGGUGUCGCACAGCGUCUCCGUGCAGCAGCUUUGUCUGAUCACCGUCGAGGAAGGCGCGAUGGCAGCCACCAUGAAGACAACGGGCGUGGAAGACAUCGUUGUCACCUUUGAAGACCAGCAGAAGAUCAACAAAUUUGCCAGAAACACGAACCGGAUCACGGAGCUGAAAAACGAAAUCCAGGCUAAAAAAAAAACUCUGCAGAAUCUGCAGGACGCCAGCGAUGAUCUGAUGAUGUUGGACGACGACUCUCUGCUGAUUCCAUAUCAGAUCGGAGGCGUUUUUAUCAGCCACUCGCAGGAAGAAACGCAAAACAUGCUGGAGUCUGCAAAGGAGGCGCUGGAGGAGGAGGUCAGAGGCUACGAGGAGCGAGUUUCAUCCAUACAGCAGGUCCUGAACGACCUGAAGGUCCAGCUCUACGCCAAGUUUGGAAACAACAUCAACCUGGAGGCGGAUGAAAGCUGAGCUGCAGAUGGACUCUGCUGCAUCCACAUGAACGUUUCGUCCCGUUUCUGAUUUACCUCCACAACAACCAAACAUCAAAAUCCUUUAGAGUCGCAGCUUUUUGUCGUCUUUUUUUUCCCUUGGAGGUCACACAUACGCAAGCUGUUUGAAAUUAAGUCAGUCCUGGAAAGAUAUGGAGAAAGUAAUGAAGAAAUGUCCUGAAUAUAUUUAAUGUUCUUUUUUUUUACUACCAAUUCUGUUUACAGUGAAAUAAAGAACAGAACAUCAGUGUAA
Molecule: messenger RNA, 797 nt
Organism: Oryzias melastigma (Indian medaka)
Lineage: Eukaryota; Metazoa; Chordata; Actinopteri; Beloniformes; Adrianichthyidae
Gene: pfdn4
Product: prefoldin subunit 4
Exons: 4
Coding region: 120-524 (134 amino acids)
Biological process (GO): protein folding
Cellular component (GO): cytoplasm; prefoldin complex
Source: RefSeq, a predicted model, not a curated record